Messenger RNA from Candidula unifasciata, 1097 nucleotides. Lineage: Eukaryota; Metazoa; Mollusca; Gastropoda; Stylommatophora; Geomitridae. The record is from the annotation of a GenBank genome assembly.
CUAGUCUAUUAUUAAACUGUCCAGAAACAGACAAGCUAGAGACCCAGCUGUGCCACUACCCGUGCCAGUGUCCCGAGGAUCUCUUCUGCCAAGACGGAGUGGCGGUCAUCAAGGACGGUUGCAGCUGCUGCUACAUGUGUGCUCGACAGAGAGGCGACCUGUGCUCCGCUAGGGACCUCUGCGACACCGCCAAGGGACUCUUCUGUGACAGAAAGGACGGCAAUUUGCUGGGCACCUGCAGAGGCAAGGACAAGAACCCGUGUCUGGUGGAUGGGAUCCUGUACAAUGACGGGGAGAAGUUCCAACCCGAGUGCUCACAGCUGUGUACCUGCCAGAACGGCUUCUACGGCUGCGUCAACAUCUGUCCACAGGAGUUGCAGAAACCCUCAGAAUUGACCUGUCACGAGCCAAAACUUCGCCAGGUCAAGGACAAUUGCUGCAAGGAGUGGACCUGCCAGAAAAUGGAGGCCUCGGGAACUUCUGUCCUGGCCAACAGCGGCCUGGAAAGUGAAAAUUUGGUUCUUCACAACAUGUCCUGUAACACCUCAUUGGCCGAAGCACCCUAUCAAUCAUGCUACAAGAAGACAACUGACUGGACACCUUGCUCUGUGUCUUGCGAUGUGGGCGUGUCCAUUCGGAUCGUCGUGGAUACAAACACAUGCAAUAAUUACCAAGAACUUCAGCUCUGCUAUCUCCGCCCGUGUACAGAAAAUUCGGAAAUUAUGAACCAGGAGAAGUGUACUGCAACCAGCCGGCGGAGCUCCCGCCGUGUGCACAUUAGAUACCAGGACUGUCUCUCAGUCAGAGACUACAGCCUCAAGUUUUGUACUAACUGCAAGACAAACAAAUGUUGCUAUCCUCGACGGACUCGAACACGAGCCAUGGAGUUUCAGUGUUCUGAUGGAAAAAGAGAAGUCUACAACUACAUGUGGAUCAAGAGAUGUCAUUGUGACAAGACCUGCAACCCACGGCAAAGCUCCUUACGACAGCAAUCUGGUGGCUGGAGACACAGCUCACGACAUCCAGGUGGUUCCUGGAGACCGGGCAGAAAGACCAGGAGAAAGAAGAAUCGACGGAGAAGGAAAUACCACACAUAA